UCUCUUUUUCAAUAUACGAGAGAGAGAGAGAGUGUUUGUUAAAAAGCUUUCUUUCCAUUUUUAUGCUCUCUUUUUAGUUUUUAUAUUAUUCCAUCUUCAAUCGAACCUUCUAAUCACUCUUGUAGCUCUGUUUCUGAUUCUCUCUCUCCAAAAUCAGACCAAUGAAUUUUUGUUUUGUCAAUAUCAAAUUCACUUGUUUGAAUUACACGCAUUUUAUGGUUUUUGUUUAAUUUUCUUGGAUUUUGAUUUUAGUUCAUCGGCAUCUUUUUUGUUCUUUUACUUCAGUUUUGACUCUCUACUACUCUACUACACAGCUUUCUAAUGAAGUUACCUUGAAAUUACUAGAAGUUCUGAUCCAUCGGUCAUCAACCUUCUGAUAAGGGACAAGUAAAUUGUUGAAUAUGGGGUGCAUAGUGUCUACACCAAAGGACUCCGGUGGAAAUAGGAGGAGACCAGGGAGUAUAGGGGAAGUUUUUGUUUACAUACCAGGUUUUCGGAUACCAAAACCUGUUGAUUUCUCUACAUCCCUUGGUGACCACUUGUCGAAGAAUUUAGUGGAACGCAUAUCUGCUUUAAGAACUCGAAUUGUAGUUAUGGCUGCCCAAGAAGCACCAACAGUCACAAGAACAAAGAGAAAAAAUGCUACUCAACAUGGAGGUUCAACAUUGGCUGAUCUUCAUCAGGCUCUUGAAGAUUACUUGCCCGUUCUGUUGGGACUAGUUAAAGAUGGAAGCCAUCUACAGCACAAGGUGCAAUUUGUGUGGAUAAAUCAAGAAGAUGAUGCAGAGGAAACAGCCAUGUCUAAUGCAUGGUAUGAGGUGUUGUCAGUUUUGCACUUAAUGGCAAUGCUAUUGUUGUCACAAGCCAACCUGUUACUGUUUCCAAGAAUAUCUGCUGAUGGUUAUCAACCAAAAGUAUCGGCAGAGAGCAGGAGGGCAUCCAUUGAUAUUUUCUUGAAGGCUGCAGGAUACCUGGAUUGUGCUGUCCGACAUGUGCUCCCACAGUUUCCUCCUGCUCUAAGGAGAGAUUUGCCAGUGGACUUGGCAGAAGGAGUACUUAGAGCACUUUGCCUGCAAGCAUUGGGACAGGUUGUCGAUAUCCAACUUGGAAUGGCGAUUGAUAGUGCCAAAGCCACACUUGCAGUGAAGCGGAGGCUUGCAUGUGAAAUGGUAAAGUAUUGGCAGCAGGCCCAAGAUAAUAUAAUGAAUCUUCCAUUAUCAAAUGGUUGGGGAGAAAAGCACAGACUCUUUGUGAAAUGGAAAUAUGUGGAAGCAAAGGCUGCAGCAUAUUAUUAUCAUGGCUUGAUCCUCGAUGAGGGCAACACAGAGAAAUCUCAUGGGAUGGCUGUAGCUGCUUUGCAAGCUGCAGAUGAAUAUUUUAAGGAGAGUAGGAGGGCAUGUGAGACAUUUAAUGCAGCUUCUCCUACGUCGAGAAAUCCUCCGCUUUGGGGAACUGUGAAAUAUCUCUCAGAGAAAAUUCCGAAAGAUGCUUCUAGCAAGGUCCGAAUAAACCGCGAUCUAUACUCUUAUGAAAAAAUUAUGGAGACAGCGCCAACUUUGCCUGAUUUCGCUUUGUCCUUGAAACCCGACGAAUAUCAGCUUCCUGUGGUGGAUUCCUCAUGGAAUGAAGAGAAUGUGAAUAGAGGAGGGUAAAGCCAGUUUCAUUCAAAGAUAGGCCAUCUGCAAUAUUUUUAGAAAGAAACAGUAUACAAGAGCUAUCUCAAACUUGGAAUGGAAUGGUACUUCAAACAAGUGCAUCAUUCUUCAAUUGUGUGUACCAAAGGUCCGCUUCAGCCCAUCAAUUUUUCUUUUUUUGCCUUCCCUAAUAUAUUUUCUUUUCUUUUCCUUACCUAAAUGAUUUGUAUCUUCCCCUGUGAUAAGAGCUUUGUACAAGUUCCUGUUGUAAGCAUGAAAAGGAAUGGUUUUCCUUGGGUGUAAAAUUUCAACAUAGCAAUAAAAGCAGAUUAUGUCUCUCUACA
Messenger RNA from Jatropha curcas, 1978 nucleotides. RefSeq names its product Endosomal targeting BRO1-like domain-containing protein. The record is from RefSeq and is a predicted model, not a curated record. Lineage: Eukaryota; Viridiplantae; Streptophyta; Magnoliopsida; Malpighiales; Euphorbiaceae.